GACAAAUGUUAAAAUCCUUUGUCCUCAUUCUUCUUGAAUGAAUUGUAUAUUGAAGGAACGCGCGUUAUGCGGUUGUCGCAAUUUUAAUUUCGUUGGAGGUUUCCCUUUGUUAGAAGAUAUUUAAUUUUUGAACUAAUGUUGUUUUAUGAGCAGUCACUAUUAUUUUUUGUGUAAAUAUGUUCGAAAUACCUCUUAACCACUAGAAACUGUUGGUUUCGUCACUGCUAUAUUUUUAAAAAUCCGGGGUUGUGCAUCGAUUGAAUUAUUUAUAUCUCUCAUAGUUACUAAGUUUCACCAAAAGCACACAUUGUGAGUAAACAAGCAGCUUAGCUCCAUAAACUAUGGGUGGGAUUUUAUUACUUUUUAUAAGUGGCAAGUUUUCAUUAAUCACAAUUUCAAGUUGACUUCCUGAAUAAACUAUUACUUAAUGGUCCUUUACUUGAGAUUAAGGUAAAACUUUAAAGAAAAACAAGUGGAAUGAUGAAAAAUCCUAAAGGGAUUUGUUAGUGCUCGACUCUGUGUUCCUACAUAUGAGAUUUUAAGGUCGUCACAACUUGUCCGACAGCUAAUAUUUGCCUAUUUAACGUUGAUCAGUCCCUGAUUUGAAUGGAAUUCUUAUAAUCUAAAACGACUUAACCAGGUACCCGGGUCAUAAAUAUCUUUGUUGAGCCAUCGGUUUGUCCAACUAGCUCCAUUAUCGUAACCAUCUGGUUACAAUAAAGGUCUUACUGUCUAGGUGUCAGUAAAAGAUAUGUGAAUAAUAUUUCAGCCACCAAAUCACUAAUGAGUAUGCCACACGGAUUAUUGAGUCACAAAAUGGAUAGAGCGUUACAAAUGGUUCUAUUAUUAUAUUAAUACAUAAACAUUCGUACGAGGCACCAAAUAUAUAUGCGUCACACAAAUCAUUUCAUGUGUGUGAGGGCUAUAAUACUGCCUGGGUGCCCAAACCAAAGCACGUCCUGAACAGAGUAAAAGGAGAUUACGCUUAGCGGGCUUCCGUAUCUAGUUGCAGUGGGCCACCAAUACCUUCAGGUAAGCACCUAGGUAUAUUUUUCGGUAAAAGUAGAAAAAUCAGUAAACUAUGGCGAAAUACUGUCCUCAGUUCUCAAAAAUAUGUCUAGUCUUCUAAAAGACUUCGGGAAGUCGCUUGGGCCAGCUCAUCCGGCGGCGGAUUCCAGCAUUUGACUACACUUAAGGAGUAGAAAGUGUGCCUACAGUCCGUUCUUCUGUGUCGUCUUCAAUUUCUGGCUGUUAGUCAGUCAGCCACAACGUAGAACUUCGUACGUACGUACAUCAGUUCAAGUCGCCAUAUCACAUUAGCACAGAGAUGCAGUUGUCCAUUCAAAUCCCACGGUGGUAAACACAGGGUAUUACGGAAUGAUGGAAAAUCAGUUGAUGAGGUCAUGAAUCUUCAUCGACUGAGAUGAUUGGGCCACGUGUUACGUAUGCCUGAACACCGAUUAACACGACGCGCAAUGAUGACUAAUAUUGGGGAUAGUUGGAAAAGAGUUAGGGGUGACCAAACCAAAGCGUGGCAUCAGUGCUUGAAGUCACUAACUUCUAGUCUGAGCCGUGUUAGUAGAUGAAGACCACUUGGCUGGGGUCCGCGUGACUAUCGUAACCAAUGGUUGAAGACUCUGGGUGACAUGGCUCAGAAUCGAUCACGAUGGCAUGGGUGUAUACACUCUUUAUCUUCCCUUAAACCUUAAAAUUACAAUUGCUUCAUAACGUUCUUCCUUCCUCUGAUAUAUCCCUAUAUACAAUCUAUCUUUUAUAUAUUAUCACCACUAAAUUAACUAUUUCUAUGAAUCCGGUGUUCAUCUUGUUGUGCUAACUUGGACCGAUGCCUAAAUGUGCCUGGUCCUACGUUGUAGCUGACUGACUGACCCGCUGCGAGAUGGGGGCAAGACGUCCCUGGCGGUCUCUAUAUUCGGAUGGAUACAUGAAAGUAUCUUGAUAGGAAAAAAAACUCCCUAAGCUGUACCAGGUCUUCCGGGGGCAUAUACAUUUUUAUCCCAUUUGCCCCUGGGUAUCCUGCAUGAAACUGCUUCAAAUUAAUUCCCAAGUUGUUUUUAACUUACCGUUCUAGCUAUUCGGAUCUGUUAUCAGUCAAAUAUCGUAGAGGUUCAAUAUUAUUCAAUCCUCAUGAAUUGUAAGUCAAAAAAAUACAUAUGCCUAUUGUAUUUUGCGCUAUUAGUUAAUUAAUGUUUAGCUAUCCCUCAUGUAUUUUUUUGAUUCUCAAACUUACCCCCUUCCAGAGCUGUUAUCUAAAUUAAAUCAAAUGAAUACCAGAUACAUUUACUGGUUUUUCAAUAGAGAAAUUGUUUAGCAUGUAGUAUUAAAUGUAUCUCUAGUACAUAAUAAAUGUGCAUCAAGACAUAUUUUCCAUCGCAAAUGUUUUUAUUGGCAGUCCUACCGCUUAUAUUUGGAAACAGGAACCACUGUAAAUCCUACAACGUGAGGCGAAAAAUACUAGUGAUAAGGAUCUAUUUGACCCUCGAAAUAGAUUAAGCUGAUAUAGUAAUACACUACGUGUUAACAUGAUUUGCUUAGUCAAUUUAACAGUCAGGUUUGUGUUAAUUAAACAGUGGUAUUCAACACCAGUUAAUCGAUAACGCCCUGUGAACAUAUUUACUAUAUCAUACAAUUAAGCAUCUAUAACCAGCAGGUAUAACUAAUUGACGAAGUCAAAUUAUGACUCCUGAAGAUCUAACUACAUGUAACAUGUAACCAUAUCACUUUAGUUUGUCAAACAAAUGUGGUUGCCAGUACAUCUUACAUAUGAUUCGUUAUCUAACGGAGACUAAAUUUUUAGAUGUAAAAGUAGCUCAAGAUCUAGCUAUGAAAAUUCAGUAGCAUCAAACAAUUUACACUGGAAAUCCUUGGCGAUAAUGAUUGUUCUGUUAGAUUAGAUGGCUCCAUUAAGAUUAAAGAAAACAAUGUCUUUACGUGGUCCCUAGCUGUAUUUAAACAGACUGUAGCUUGGACGCAAUAAACAAUGAAGUCUACCAUCAUUUAAAUGAUUUCAAGAAAGUGCAUCCGACAGAUAUUGUAGUGCUACCCGGGAGUUCAAGCUCACAAGACAUAAAGGGUGGUCAUUUUUCCCGGUUCAAAUAACAAUGACCGUCUCCUACAGCUUUAUGCAGACCAAAACUUGUUUCUGACCCGUUCCCCUCCCCUUAUUUAUUUAUCAAUGUUAUUUCUUUAUUUUGUUGGUGUUUAGCUUUUUGAUCCUUAGUUGUACCAAAACUUUGGUUUACUAAAUGAAAUAAAAUCAAAAGCUAGUACUUCGCGAGUUUUAAAAUUUGGGUUUCAUAUACACUCGAAGUUUUGAAAAUACUUGAGGAUCAGCAUUCGGAAAUUUUUGUAAGCAGAAUAGUGUGCGUGAAGCAUACCUUGCUUCAUCGAAUGACCUAUGUAGUGGGGUUUUAUUUCAUGUUUCAGCACUACUCACUAAACACGGCGUGAUGCCUGAAAGAUGAUUCUAAUCUAAUAUAUAUAUAUAUAUAUGCUUUUUCUGUCUUCAAUAGUUGCAUUUCAUAGUUAUUGACCAGCAUAGACUGAAUUGUUGAUGAAUACAUUUAUUUUGGUGAAAAUUUUGAUAUUAGUUUAACUACAUGUGACGUCAAAAGUAAUAACAAUGAAGAUUUUAAUUUCAUUGCUCCAAAGUUUUGACAACUAUUUGUUGCAAUGUAAACACUCCUGUUUAUAUGAAUAUCCAUCAUUAUCUAAGCAAUUAAUCUUAAAGAGGUUGGGCGCUGAGUGUGUACAAGUGGUUAUUAAUCCACAGGGUAAUUAAUUACCCUAAAGAAGUCCAGAAUCGAUUAUUGAACGAAACGUUGGAAUAAUAUAAUUUUUAGUCAACCAAAAAAUAUGUCUACACUUAUUUUUGUAAUACUGAAUAAAUUGGUUAUGUUUCUACUUCAUUGUACCAUUAACAACGGAGACCGAAACCUAUAAUGGUCAACAAGUGCAACCUUUUGUUAAGGCGGGUGUAAAAUGAGUAGUAGCUAUUGCCUAGUAAAUUUUAUCCCAUUUUACUUUAGCAUUCAAUGACCAGGCGUGUGCCUUGUGUGGAAAGGUUGUUUCUACUAAACACGGUAUGGCUAGGCAUUUAAAAAUCGUUCAUGAAGGUCUCGAAGAAUGUAAAUGUGACUCAUGUGGACGAAAGUUUACCACAAAAUUUGCCCUCCAUCGGCAUAUUCGAAAAGUUCAUGAAGGUAUAUCAGAACUUGUUCUUCCUUGCGCUUGUUGUGGGAAGAAAUUCUCUGCUAAACAUGGUCUAGAGCGUCAUAUGAGAUUGAUACACGAAAGUGCGGAAUUGUGCAUUUGCCCUUUGUGUAACAGGAGUUUUUCAACCAAGUUUGCCUUUAAUCGUCACACAAAAACUGUGCACUCAGGUAAUUUAAUCCCUAUUGCCCUCUCAAAGUGUUGUCUAAUUUUCUGAGAUCAUUAAUAUUUGUACAACUUUGCAUCUUUCUACAUAUUUUUGUAAACAAGAUCUAAGAUUAUUUCAGUUAUCAAUAUAAGCGCAAUCAACAGUGCAUAGACCUAACCACAAAUCUUAUCUUUCUAAAACUGUAUAGAUUCAAUCAGCUUAUGUUCCCCGUGUAAUAUGCUAUUUCCAUCGAAGUUCGCUCUUCUUGAACACAACCUUACGGUCCAUAAUAGUGAGUUCCCUACUUUUUAAAUUUCUCUAUGAUUAGUUGUGAAACAGUACUAAUUGAACAUUUGGCUUUUCAGCUUCAAAGGUGUUUGCUUGCCAUGAAUGUUUGAAGUGUUUUCCUGAUACAGAGUCACGAAGAAGCCACGAACAAAAUGAUCACGGUGUUGGGACUUCGAACAUGUAUUCGCCAACGACACAGUCAUCUUAAAGUAAAAAUUACUUCGUACGCUCUGUUAUGCUUCCAACAAGCUACUUGAAUAAUGUAUAGAGUGAUUUUGUAAAUUGUAUUGUUUACAAACGAAUUUCUAUGCAUUUUGGGUGUAUCAGGCACUGUGACCAUGUACAUAUAAAUAAUAUUGUUUUUUUCUUUUUUGUUCACACUAAAUUUUGUCUAUAAAUAUCGCAGCGUAUUACAUUAUAUUUCAUGAGCUUAUACACAAGUUUAAAAAUCAUGAAUAUAUCAGAAUUGCUCUCAAGC
Molecule: messenger RNA, 5144 nt
Organism: Schistosoma rodhaini
Lineage: Eukaryota; Metazoa; Platyhelminthes; Trematoda; Strigeidida; Schistosomatidae
Source: the annotation of a GenBank genome assembly